Molecule: messenger RNA, 1771 nt
Organism: Dermacentor albipictus
Lineage: Eukaryota; Metazoa; Arthropoda; Arachnida; Ixodida; Ixodidae
Source: RefSeq, a predicted model, not a curated record
AUUGCUUUUCCAAAGAAGAAGCAUGCCUCGAAGUGACAUGAACAUCGGCUCUGAGGCCGAUGCCCUGUAGCGAUGAAAAGUGCACGCCUGAUUCUUAUCAGUACCCGUCGAAUCGGCUUCUACAAAGUGAUGGUCAAGUGGAAUCGGCCCUCCAAACGGCGAUUGACACGGUUGAAGCCUAUCUCCAAGGGACUGGACUGCGCUGUUCGCCGGCUAAAUCGGAGCUUCUGCUAUACAAGCCCAUUCAGCGGGGUCGCCCUCCCAAACACCAAUCUGAUCACCGACCCUGUGACGCCAUCACCCUACGCCUUCAAGAUGGCAGUCCUAUCCCAAACGUCCCUAGUAUCCGGGUUCUUGGUCUCACCAUCUCUACCAACGGCUCCAACGCCUUGGCUCUCAACAAGAUCUGUGCCCAAUCUCAAAACACCCUACGACUUCUUAAACGUAUAUCUAACCGUCGAGGAGGACUCAAAGAAGAAAGUCUUCUCCGACUCGUCCAAUCCUUUGUCAUAUGCCACAUCACCUACGUUGCUGCGUACCUCAACUGGUACCGGGCUGAGCAGAACAAGCUCGACACCCUCAUACGAGGGGUCUACAAGCAAGCACUUGGUCUCCCACAUUGCACCAGCACUGAACUCUUCAACCAACUGGGAGUUCACAACAACCUUUCCGAACUCAUUGAAGCCCAACAACGCUCUCAGCUUGAACGGCUCACCCAUACUGAAACGGGGCGCUUUAUUCUGUCCACGCUUGGCUUCACCUACCAUCAGCAACAGGGCCCCAAACAACCGAUCCCGACCGACAUCCGUAGCUGGAUCUACAUAGACCCUAUCCCUAGGAAUAUGCACCCUGAAUAUAACAGGGCCCGGCGCCAAGCUCGGGCCGGAGCUAUCAUAAAAGCCCUUGCCAACGUACCUGGCGUCACAUUUGUUGAUGCAGCCCGAUACUCCCAUGGCACACGAUUUGUGGCCGUUGCCACACGUGAUGGAGCCCUACACCAUGCCUGCAGCGUCACUACCCCCACUGCAGAGACGGCUGAAGAAGUGGCCAUCGCCCUGGCCACUUUAGAUCCCACCUGUCACACCAUAGUGUGUGACUCUCGCUCAGCCGUUAUUAACUUCAGCAAAGGGCGUAUUUGUCCCCAAGCUCUUCGCAUCCUCUGCCAGGCACCACAUUCUGAAGACAGCAUCAUCUCCCUAACAUGGAUCCCGGCCCAUGCGGGCCCUGUCCACCCACACCUCCCCAAUCUCAACGAGGUCACCCACUCCAUUGCGCGAGGCCUAGUCAACCGCGCCGGAGUCACUGGAGAUGAGUUGGACACCAGGGACAGUCUGACAACUUAUAACGAUCUUGUUAAGGCCUUUUACCUGAGUCGCCGAAUCUUCCCCCCGCCUCACCCAAAGUUCAGCCGGGCGCAGGCUACCACCCUGCGUCUACUACAAACAAACACGUACCCUUCACCCGCCCGCCUCCACCUUAUAUUUCCGGACGUCUACACUACCCCCAACUGCCGGUGCUGUGGAAUUCACCCGGCUACGCUUUCGCAUAUGCUAUGGGAGUGCCCAGCACAGUACGCACAGACUAACACCACGACUCUCUCGGCGAGGUUGCAUGAGGCUCUGCGGAGCUCCACCCUCGACGACCAAACCUGGGCGACCCAGCACGCCCGCGAGGCGGCGGCGAGGCAAGCCCUCGACGUCCCUUCGUGGGAGGCGUAGGCCCGGCCACCAUAAAGUGCUGGUUCUGCAAUAAAAGUUUAUUCCUCCUCCUC